This is a messenger RNA of Terrapene triunguis (Three-toed box turtle), 3318 nucleotides long. It is a transcript of the gene PRKAR2B, whose product is annotated as protein kinase cAMP-dependent type II regulatory subunit beta. Lineage: Eukaryota; Metazoa; Chordata; Testudines; Emydidae. The coding region runs from base 1 to 1257 and encodes 418 amino acids. Gene Ontology annotation, molecular function: cAMP-dependent protein kinase regulator activity. The record is from RefSeq and is a predicted model, not a curated record. The transcript has 12 exons. Gene Ontology annotation, biological process: regulation of protein phosphorylation. Gene Ontology annotation, cellular component: cAMP-dependent protein kinase complex.
AUGAGCAUCUCCAUCCCGGCGGGGCUGACGGAGCUGCUGCAGGGCUUCACCGUGGAGGUGCUGCGGAGCCAGCCCGGCGACCUGCUGGAGUUCGCGCUCCAGUACUUCGGGCGCCUCAAGGCGGAGGCGGCGGAGAGCGGCGCCGGGGGCGGCUCCCCCCCCAUGGCGCCGGGCCAUGAGAGGGGCAGCCUGGCGCCCCGCAGGGCCCCCACCAGGGGGGUCAGCUUCGCCGAGGAGCCCAUGCAGACCGACUCGGAGAGCGGGGACGAGGAGGAGGAAUUCGCCGGUAAGGGCGGGGCCUUUAAAUCUCCAGUGAUAAACCGGUUCACUAGACGGGCAUCAGUAUGUGCAGAAGCUUACAAUCCUGAUGAAGAAGAGGACGACACCGAGUCAAGGAUUAUUUACCCCAAAACAGAUGAUCAACGAAACAGAUUGCAAGAGGCUUGCAAGGACAUUCUUCUUUUUAAGAACCUAGAUCCGGAACAGAUGUCUCAGGUAUUAGAUGCUAUGUUUGAAAAGCUGGUUGAAGGAGGGGAGCAUGUCAUUGAUCAAGGUGAUGAUGGUGAUAACUUCUAUGUAAUUGAUAGAGGAACAUACGACAUUUAUGUAAAAUGUGACGGUGUUGGGAGGUGUGUUGGUACCUAUGAUAACCGUGGAAGUUUUGGUGAGUUGGCCUUAAUGUACAAUACACCCAGAGCAGCUACCAUAAUUGCUACAUCUCCUGGUGCUGUAUGGGGUUUGGACAGGGUAACAUUCCGGAGAAUCAUUGUAAAAAACAAUGCCAAAAAGAGAAGAAUGUAUGAAAAUUUUAUUCAGUCAUUGCCAUUCCUUAAAUCUUUAGAACUAUCUGAACGCUUGAAAGUGGUGGAUGUAAUAGGCACCAAAAUAUACAAAGAUGGAGAACAAAUCAUUACUCAGGGAGACAUGGCUGAUUGUUUUUUCAUUGUAGAAUCUGGAGAAGUGAGAAUUACUAUGAAAAGGAAGAAUAAACAGGAUGUAGAAGAGAAUGGGGCAGUUGAAAUAGCCCGGUACUCCAGAGGACAGUAUUUUGGAGAACUUGCUCUUGUAACUAACAAACCUCGAGCAGCUUCAGCAUUUGCUCUUGGCACUGUCAAGUGUUUAGUUAUGGAUGUACAGGCAUUUGAAAGGCUUUUGGGACCUUGUAUGGAAAUUAUGAAAAGAAACAUUGCAAACUAUGAGGAGCAGCUAGUUGCUCUGUUUGGAACAAACAUGGACAUUGCUGAUCCCAGUGCAUGAAAUAAAGUAUGGAACAACAAGAUCUGUUGUGAGAAAAUAGCACAGUAGUGGUUAGUCCACUGAGAACAUGUCUAUCUUCCUGUAGAUGCCAAGCAUUUUCUGUGAUUUUAGGGUUUGGGUUUUUUUUUGUUUGUUGGGGUUUUUUUGUUUUUGCCUUUUUACAUAUUACAAUGGAUGUAUCAGUAAACUAAAUAGGGAUUUAAUAGACUUUGGUCCUGAUUUUCAGAAGAGCUUAGCACCAGCAGUUCCAGUUAAAGUCAAGGGUAGCUGUAGAUGCACAGCACCUUUUGAAAAUCAGUUCUUUGUAUACAGCAUUUCAUAGAGAAUAGGUUUUAAGGAAACACUAUGCUGAUGAAUUUGUUCAACCAGCUUCUGUUCUAUAAAAUGGUUAAGAUUUUCUGGAAAGACUGUUAGCUUGAAUGUGAUAUGUUUAAAGUAUUAAUGCACACAGUGUUCAUUAGUAUUGAUAAUACAGAAGGUAUGCUGUAGGUAUCCAUUUCUGCCUAUUACAAUUGUCAUCAUUUUAUGUUGCAAUUACUAUAGCUGUAUAAAAAAGAAAUAACUCAAAAUUCCUCAUAACAAUAAGGCACAACAAUACAUUUUAUGUAAAGUUCAUUACCCAAGUCUUAUUUUAACAUUUGUGAUUUGGUAUUAAAGUCCUCUUUGCUUAAUAUGUCACAUUUCAGCAAGCCCACUUGGAAAAUAUUGUAAUAUCUUAUGCAAUUUAGGGGAUUUUUAUAUUUUUGCAAUAAACUGCAUUUUUAUUUGUUACAUAUACGAGGUAUAUUCCUCUGUUGAGAAAGCUGGCACAUUAAUCUUGAUGCAAGCAUGUUUUUUAAAAACAGGCAAAAGUAUUUUAUGUAGACAAUUGUCACAUUCUAUCUAAUCAUGCAUAACCUACAUCAUUUUCCUUCUAAUUUCUUUCUUGUUUCAAAAUGUAUGCAUUUUGUCUUUUCCAUAUUUAUUUGAUGUCUACUCUAGGGUUAAUUUUUUGUCCUUAGAAAUCACUUAUUUUUCUCUGUUAAAUCUUUCCCAUUUCAAGUCAAAUGUUCUCUGUAUCUCUUUCUUCUUAGUAGAGUCUGACUUUAUAUAUUACAGACCAGAUUCAACUACUAAAGUGUUGAAAGCCAUACUAAAAUUUUUGGUCCCAGAAAUCCUUACCAGCAAGUCUGAGAAAGAAUGUGAAUCUAAAAGAUCAAUAAUUUGAAAGGCUGUUUUAUACAUGUUUGGAGACCAUGUUAUUAAAGCUAACAAGUUCUGCUUUGGUCUUCAGAGACCAAAGGCCCCUAAGACAUCAUAAAAGACUGUCAUUGCAGCAGUUGAAGGAUGGGGUAAAGUUUUGCUCUGUGACGAAGGAGAAAGUAUUAUCUUACUUAAAAUAAGAAAAAAGGAUUCAUUUCUCACUAGUAAAAGUCUGUAACUGGAAGUAUCAGACACCAUCCAAUUCUCACAUUAUAUACUGACAUGUUUAGUGCUCCAUGUGGAAAGGUAGUUCACAUAAUGACAAGUUGCAGUAGUUCUAUCAAGACAGAACCAGAAGAGUUUCAACAAAGUUGCUUGAUCCCUGUUUUAAACAAAUGAAAAGUUACACUUUACUUUUCUUCUUAGACAAUGACUUUUCUAAUGCAAUGUAUUUGUGUUUGUCAGUUGGUAUAAUUAUAUAUCCUGUAGUUAUAGUGAUCUGUUCUGACAAUUUAUACAAUCAUACUUGAAUAUGAAACUAUGAUUAUACAAUUCUAUUACUAACAUGUUGUAAUUUAUAUCGUAUAAUAUGAUAUAAAUUAUAAAUGAACAUUGUUAACAAAAACAGUCUCAGCAGAAUUUACAAGUGUCAACAAUUUUUUUACACAGCCUCCUGAUAUGAAUAGUUGCACAUAUGAUUGCCUUUGUACUUUUGAUUUAUUGAAAAAAGUGAAGUCUGUUAUACUAAAAGGAAACAUCAGGUAACCAAAAUCUGUAUGUCAUUCUAUAUGCUUAAUCUAUAAAAGUUACUUAUUUUUUGCACUAGCUUAAUAUUAUUCAGAAAAAUGCUAAUGAUUACUUUUCUGAUGAUGAAGUCCA